AUGAUUCAUUCAACAAAAUUUACAAUUCUGUUGGCAGUUGUUGCUUUUGCAAAUGUUGAACUGAAUAAUUCUUCUGAAAACGAACAUCAAACAAAAGAAAAUGCCGAAGAAGUGGGUAGCGUUGGGGCCGCCGGUGUGGGUCUGGAUGCUGAGAGAAGAAGACAUGAAAAAGACCCGAAUGGCUAUCUUCUCUUCUGCUUGUGCAUGGGUCGUGUGGGAAACCAGGUAGAGCAUUUUUUGGGUGGGCUAGCCUUUGCAAAGUCGAUUAACAGGACUCUAAUACUGCCUUCUUUCAGAACUUAUGUUGGUAACAAUAAGAAUAUACCUUUUAAUGAAUGGUUCCAAAUAGAACCACUUACAAAGUACCAUAGAGUUAUUCUUGCAGAGGAGUUUAUGGAACAUUAUGCUGAUGAUUACUGGCCUGCCAAUAAGAGAUUUGGGUUUUGUUAUGGCAAUAAGAAUAAUAAUGAAGACUGCAAAAUGAAAGAAGGUAAUCCAUUUGGACCAUUCUGGGAUGGGCUGGGUGUAAAUUUUGUCAAAGAUGUCAAGUAUCAGAUGACUUACUCCAAUGAAUUCGACAGAUGGGCAGCUGAGUUUCCUGCUGCUCAGUAUCCAGUGAUCUCAAUGAAGGGGGCGCCAGCAACCUUUCCAAUGGACCCAUCCCACUGGCACCUGCAGAAAUAUCUCAUCUUCUCCGAUCAGUUGAAGAAGGAGGCAGAUGAUUACAUCAACAAACACUUUCCUCAAAGGCCAUUCAUUGGACUCCACCUCAGGAAUGGACCAGACUGGGAAAAUGCCUGCCAGGGGGCAGUAGGAACAGCCAGCUACAUGGCCUCACCUCAAUGUCUACAGGGCACCAACGACCUCAUCACCAAAAAUAUGUGCCUUCCAUCUACUGCUGAAGUUCUCAGGUUAACUAAGAAUUUAGUUAUUACCCAAAGAAUAAAGGUGGUAUUUGUUGCUACAGACAAGUACCCGCUUCUGAAAGAGUUGAAAGAGCAUUUGAGCAAUAAAAACGUUGACGUUUUCCAUGCAGAUCCCUGGCUACCCUUAGUUGACUGGGCCAUUCUUGUUAGGUCCAAUUAUUUCAUAGGCAAUUGUGUAUCAUCUUUCACCUCAUUUGUUACAAGAGCCAGAAAUGUUGACGAGAAGCCCACUUAUUUUUGGGGCUAUAGUAAAGUAUAA
Helobdella robusta is the source of this 1185-nucleotide messenger RNA. RefSeq lists its product as hypothetical. Lineage: Eukaryota; Metazoa; Annelida; Clitellata; Rhynchobdellida; Glossiphoniidae. Gene Ontology annotation, biological process: protein O-linked glycosylation via fucose; regulation of Notch signaling pathway; Notch signaling pathway. The transcript has 8 exons. The coding region runs from base 1 to 1185 and encodes 394 amino acids. Gene Ontology annotation, molecular function: peptide-O-fucosyltransferase activity. The record is from RefSeq and is a predicted model, not a curated record. Gene Ontology annotation, cellular component: endoplasmic reticulum.